Messenger RNA from Lacerta agilis (Sand lizard), 2025 nucleotides. RefSeq names its product NSL1 component of MIS12 kinetochore complex (gene NSL1). Bases 116 to 907 code for a protein of 263 amino acids. The transcript is spliced from 6 exons. Lineage: Eukaryota; Metazoa; Chordata; Lepidosauria; Squamata; Lacertidae. The record is from RefSeq and is a predicted model, not a curated record. Gene Ontology annotation, biological process: mitotic sister chromatid segregation. Gene Ontology annotation, cellular component: kinetochore; MIS12/MIND type complex.
CACAGCCAACCCGCCUUUCAAUACGGCUCGGCUUAGCACUGCUUCCGGAUGAGGGAGGGAGAUAAAAAAAUCAACGAACGGUUUCUCCGAGAGAGCGGGAAAAAGGAAGGCCGAGAUGGAGAAGGCGCCGCCGCCGCCGCCGGCUGUUGCUUCCCCUCGGGACUGCCGGGUGCGGUGCUGCUCGCGGCGCCAGACGGCCGAGUUGCUGGGCUACUGCGAGCCUUUCGUGCGGAAGCUCGGGGAGGGCCAGCCGGUGGAGGCCGAGAGCUUGGAGCAGGCCGUGGGGGAAGCGAUCUGGAACUUUGAAACAGCUGUACAGGCAAAUAUCACUGUUAACGGACUCCCAUGGCAGGAGUCAUCAGAUGAUCCUCAAAAUGAUACAGAUAUCAAACUCCUUGAAGAUCAGCUUGAUGAGUUAAUAGUGGAGGUGGCUUCCAAACGCAAUCAGUAUCCCAGAAAAAUUCAAGUGCAUGUGGUCCAAACACUUAAAAGAAAGCAAGAGUUAUUGGGCUGCUAUCGACCUCUUGCGAAUCAUCAAGAGAUAAAAGCAGAACCUUCUCAAGAUUCUCGUAUGGCCGACUUGAGGCUUUCAACAAAAACUGCAUCCAGGGACACUGGAGAGUUGUUUAAGUCUCUGUCAUCCCUUGUAGAAAAAGCAGAGGGUUUCUCAAAAGCAUUGUCUAUGCAACCAAUUUUGGGAUUAUGCAAAUUCCAUCAAGAAAUCUGUUCUGGCUCAGAAGUGAAAAAGGCGGAUGACAUUGAAGUCAAAGAUCUUAUGUUGCAAGUGGAAGUCGCACCCCCAGAAAGUGGUACCAGUAAUUCCAUUCUACUGAAAAAAAAGAGACGAUCUUAUUCCCCACAGAAACACUACCCACUUCAAACAGGAGUAAUUAAUCUUGAUACAUGAAAACUUUUUUUGUGGGGGACUACUGUGUAGCCUCCCCUGGCCCCGAAUCUGUCCACAUAAACAUAGACUGGUUUGCAAAAGCAUCAGUAGUGAUGUCCCCUGGAAUCCAUACCACCAAACCGAUCUUAUCUGGAAGUUACAGAGUUUUGUUGUUGGGUCCUCUCAUAUAGCUCUGAAUACUUCGCUGGACCAUUUCUUACUAAUUUUGAGCAUUGUUCUUUGAAACCGAGGCUGCUAUACCUUUGCUGUAUUAUAGCAGACUGAUCCAGCUGCAACAUCUUGAGUUGCUUACAACUUCUGAAUGGCCAGGAAUCUCCAGGGCGUACGUGCAGGAAGCUGUGCUCUAGUAAAGCUCAGUUCAAGCAGAAGACUCCAUGCCAUGGGGAGCAAAGAAGAAAGCUAAAAAAACAAAACCCUGCUGCAAACGUCCAAGUCUUUUGGCAUAAAAGCUGGUGGAUCACAGCAACAGUUUGCAAUUGUGUAUCAGUAUUGCUUCAGCGUAUAGCUUACUUGUACAGGUUUGUUGCAAACAUCAGGAGAUAGGUGCAGGCUGAACUGGGUGUUUGGUUGCAGAAUCAGUCUCCACCACUAAACAUCUAGGAAAUGAUGGGGCGAAGGAUCCAAUUUGGAGGUUGGCAUGAGUGUUUAAAGCAUUCCACACCUGCUGCUUCUCCUCUGCAUUCCCUUUCCCAGCUGCUUUUCUCCUAGCUACAGAAAUAAUGCAUUGAGGAUUCAUGCUGGGCAAAGGUUGUGUAGGGGACGAAUAGCAAGUGAGGAAAGGACUAAGGAUCUGUUGCAUGUCCACCAUUUCUUCCUUCCAAAACUGUUUAAAUGUUUAAUGGCGACGCAGGUACCAAAACAUAGGUCUGCCACCAGAUGUGUUUUGUCCUGAAAAGUAACCUGGAAUAUGUGCAACAUUUGGAAUUGUAAGGGAAUUCUUGGCUUGCAUGUAUUGUGACAUCUUGAGACAGUGUUCAUGUCUGGCGUUAACCUUCUUAUGGUCUCUUGAGUACUGCUCUCAUCUGUACCUCAAGAGUACAAGGUUUCGGAUUACUAAUCCAUGUAGUAGAUUGAAAGUGUUUAGAUCACAAUAUAAAUCUAGAAUUCUCAUAAAUUAA